UUGCAAACACCGACACAUUUUCACAGUUGUUCGUCAAUUCUCUCUCAAGUUGUCUACAAUGGCACCACUGUACAAACUUACAUACUUCGAUGGCCGAGGUUUCGCCGAAUCCGCCAGAUUUCUCUUCAAAUAUGGCAACAUCGACUUUGAAGACAUCAGGAUCAAGAGGCAAGAUUGGCCCAAGAUGAAGAACAUGUUAGGUACACCGUUUGGUCAAGUACCCGUGAUGGAACACAACGGAAAGCAAAUCUGUCAGAGUGCUGCCAUCUGCAGAUACUUGGGCAAGAUGGUGAACCUCGCCGGAAACAACGACUGGGAAAACCUGGAAAUUGAUUCAAUAGUAGACACAAUGAACGAUUUGCGUAUGAAAAUUAUGUUGGUUCAGUGGGAGCAAGAUGCGGUUAAAAAACGAGAACUGAAAGACACAGUUCUUGAGGAAAUCGUUCCUUAUUAUCUUGCACGCUUGGAAGCUUUGGUGGAGAAAAAUAAGGGAAAUUUGGCGGUUGGUCGUUUGACUUGGGCGGAUUUAUAUUUCGUCAGUAUGAGUCCUGGUUUUGAUGCGUUUAUUGGUGGUGAUACUUUCGCCGCGUAUCCGAAUCUGAAGUUGCUGCGAGACAAGGUUGAAACGUUGCCAGGAAUCAAAGAGUGGAUUGAAAAUCGGCCAAACAGUGACUUUUAACUCAUUUUGUUUAUUUAAGUUUUUAUGCAAACGUGUUGAUUGUUUUUGAUGUUGUACACAUUUUUUUGCAUUCCUGAAGAAUUAAUAAAACUAUUAAAAACAAA
Messenger RNA from Zophobas morio, 783 nucleotides. Its product is annotated as glutathione S-transferase-like. NCBI's taxonomy places the organism in Eukaryota, Metazoa, Arthropoda, Insecta, Coleoptera, Tenebrionidae. The record is from RefSeq and is a predicted model, not a curated record. The coding region runs from base 59 to 679 and encodes 206 amino acids. Gene Ontology annotation, biological process: glutathione metabolic process. Gene Ontology annotation, molecular function: glutathione transferase activity. The transcript is spliced from 4 exons.